Messenger RNA from Trypanosoma rangeli, 801 nucleotides. RefSeq lists its product as uncharacterized. Lineage: Eukaryota; Euglenozoa; Kinetoplastea; Trypanosomatida; Trypanosomatidae. Bases 1 to 801 code for a protein of 266 amino acids. The transcript has a single exon. The record is from RefSeq and is a predicted model, not a curated record.
AUGGCGGAGAUCCUGAUAUUUUUUUUGGCGACGGUUGAGCUCAUCUUCUUCUUCACCUUCGACUUCAUCCUGGCGAGAAUUCUUAAUGCGUUGAAGCAGGACCACCCGGAGCUGGAGGAGUGUGCGCCGGAAGAGGCACCUGAUUUGGACCCCGUUGCCGUCGUUGACUCGCUGCGGCACACCGUCGUGGAGAUCUACGACUACCAGCAUCAACGUCUCACACGCAGUGCGGGGGCGGCCAUGGAUGACGCUGUCACGGGGGCAGGCAUCGACGAGACCCCGCCGCCGCCUUUGUACAGCCACGGGAAUGCGCUAUACGGCGCUGUUGUGGUGUGUGGACUAGCGGCCCCCGUUAUUACAUUCCUUCAGUUUGUGUUUCCCACCUCCCUUGGCUGGUGCCGCUUUGAAAUGCCGGUGUGGCUGCAGUACCUUGUUGCGAUUCCCGGAUUGGCAGCCGCCUUUCUGUUUGCGGCCCGCACGAUGCACGUGGCACACUACACUGAAGUUACUAGGCAACAGUGGAUUCUGCUCAUGUGGUUUCGCCUGGACUUUAUGUGCAUCAUGAGUGCAGUGGCUCUCUUUGGGACCGGCGGGUGGCUGAUCGCGUUGUGCAUGUUUGUCGUUGCCCUUUACCUGGCCCACCGCGUCAUGCGCAUUGAGAAGCGGCUGGCCCACCUCACACGCGAGACGCAGCUGGUGCGGGGUGAGGUGGACCUCGAGCAUGUCUAUCGUCCCGGGAGUGCGGAGGCCGAGCAGGCGUUGGCGUCCUCGGAUGUGCAGGGAUACAGCGCCCUCAAGUGA